Messenger RNA from Phalaenopsis equestris, 1804 nucleotides. Its product is annotated as dynamin-related protein 4C-like. The record is from RefSeq and is a predicted model, not a curated record. Gene Ontology annotation, molecular function: GTP binding; microtubule binding; GTPase activity. Gene Ontology annotation, cellular component: microtubule; membrane; cytoplasm. Lineage: Eukaryota; Viridiplantae; Streptophyta; Magnoliopsida; Asparagales; Orchidaceae.
CAAAUCUUACCGCAAAAUCAGCUCUGAAGUUUGCAGCCUGAUCUCAAUGGGGCUCUCCUCCUGCAACGACAUCAAGCAAACUAUCAACCCCCUCACUUCCUCCUACAAUGACCAAAUCCGCCCCGUCCUCGACGCCGUCGACCGCCUACGCCAGCUCAAAGUAACGCAGGAAGGAAUCCAGCUACCGACCAUCGUCGUCGUCGGCGACCAAUCCUCCGGCAAAUCUUCCGUACUCGAAUCCCUUGCCGGUAUCAGUCUUCCCCGCGGCCAAGGGAUAUGCAACCGAGUCCCUCUCAUCAUGCGGCUCCAAGACGACCCCUCUCUUUCUUCCCCUAUACUCCAUCUCGAGUACAGGAACAAGCGCGUGCUCACUUCCGAGUCAACCAUCACUGCUGCCAUUGAGUCCGCAACCGCUGAGAUCGCCGGAGUAGGAAAAGGAAUCUCCGACACACCCCUUACCCUCGUCGUCCGAAAGAAAGGCGUACCGGACCUCACCAUGGUCGACCUACCCGGUAUCACUCGUGUGCCCGUACGCGGCCAGCCUGAGAAUAUAUACGAGCAAAUUGCUUCCAUUAUUAUGCAGUAUAUAACGCCUGCGGAGAGCAUUAUUCUUAAUGUGCUCUCCGCCGGCGUCGACUUCCCGACGUGCGAGUCCAUCCGGAUGUCCCAGCAGGUGGACGGCAAAGGGGAGAGGACGCUGGCGGUUGUCACGAAAGCUGAUAUGUCGCCGGAAGGCCUUCUUGAAAAAUUAGCUGCCGACGAUGUCAACAUUGGGCUGGGUUACGUUUGUGUGAGAAAUCGUAUUGGGUCGGAGUCUUAUGAGGAGGCUCGAGUUGCAGAGGCGAAACUGUUCGAGACCCAUCCUCUGCUUCCAAAGGAGAUGCUCAGGAAGCUGCUAAUAAGAGGAGAAUUCGAUGAUUUUCCAAUUGAUAAACAAAUGCAUGGCACUGCAAGGCUAUCUGAAAUGCUGAAUGCUUAUGCAAAAGAGUUGCCAAAUGAUAUCCCGAUGAAUAAGAAGUUUUUCUUAAUGGAAGAAAUUGAGCUGUUGGAAGAGAGCAGAGGCAUUUGGCUUCCCAAUUUUCUCCCUAGAACAGCUUUUUUGACCCUUCUUCAGAGGAAGGUAAAGGAGGUCUGGAGCAUCCCGCAAGAUUUUGUAGAGAAGAUAUGGACCUAUCUCGAAGAUUUAGUUUUACGAGUUCUUGAGGAGGCAUCGGAGAAUUAUCCACCUCUUCGGGCUUGCAGUAGAAGGGCGGCACAGAAUCUUUUUGAAAAAAUGAGAAAACGCUCUAUCCAGAAUGUCAAAGAAAUCGUAGAAAUGGAAAUGUUUACGGACUAUACUUUUCAUCCUGAUUAUAUGAAGAUGUGGACGGAGCUCAUGGUGCCUCAAAAGUCUUUCAUGGAGUUUGUUCUCAAUACCAACGAACCAACAAAGAUGAUCAUGAAGGUUGUUGGUGAAGUGGAUGUGGCUCAUUUGCGGGGGAGGCGUGAUGUGGUUGUAGAACAAGCGUUUGAUAUGAGGAUGAGGCUCAUUUCUUAUUGGAUUGUGGUGCUGAGGUUGGUGGAUGGUUUAGCUCUGCAUGUUAUUUACGCUGUGAAGAAACUAGUGGAUAGUGAGCUUGAAGCAGCGAUUGUGAACGAGGUGGUUCGUCGUGAGAAGAUGGAGGUGAUUGAGAAAAUAUUGGAGGAGCCUCCAGCUGCCGCGGUGAAGAGGGAGCGGUUGAAGAAGAGCAUUCAGCUGCUCAAGGAAUCGAAGGACGUGGUGGCCAAGAUUAUGGACAGGAUUUCUCUUAAUGGUGCCGAUUAA